Messenger RNA from Ostreobium quekettii, 603 nucleotides. The record is from the annotation of a GenBank genome assembly. NCBI's taxonomy places the organism in Eukaryota, Viridiplantae, Chlorophyta, Ulvophyceae, Bryopsidales, Ostreobiaceae.
AUGCUGUCCGUGGUGGUGGAGGAGGUCCUGCCGCGGCCGGACGCCGGCCUCCUCAAGCGCAUGCUGCGCAUGACGGACGUGCCCGUGGGCGUCUUGGAGGGCGGCAGGGAGCCCAUCCUCCACCUGCGCGCCUCGUCCGAGUGCCACCUGUCCGUGGGCCUGGCGCAGGUGCAGGGGGCGGAGGGCGGCGUGAGGGUGGUCGGGCCCGUGGGGAUCGGGGUGCGGCCCUCGGACGGGGACUGGGCGGAGCUGGACGUGAACUGCGAGCGGGUGGGCGGCGCGGAGCACAUCGCCACGGCGUUCUGGAACCUGUCCUCGCAUGGGUCGACGCUGCUGACGCGCGCGGCCCCGGCGCCGGAGUCGCGCACGUCGCUCUUGCCCGUGGAGUUCAGGAUGGUGUUUCUCGUGUACCGAGGAGGGGGCCCCGAGGCGCAAGAAGUGGAGGUCAAGAAGACCGUGCUGGCCUGCCUCAGGACGGCCGUAGCCACACUCGACGUCGAGCCUCGCUACCAGCACAGCGACACGGUGCUGAAUUUCGUCCUCUCUGACAUGGAGCUCGUGUCCGUGCCGUCGCUGGUUUGGUUCCUUAAGGCUUCUGCUUGA